AUGGGUGGUCAUUCACUUAUGAGUUGGCUGGCCAACUAUGAUGUUGUUGAAGACCCAUUUUGCUUCACAAACCAAAUAGUUCCUCCUAUGGAUUAUUUGAGUGGAAUGAACGGGUAUGGUCCAUUUGAUUGGCAAUGCGAAUGGACGCUCCCACAAGUACAAGACUCUUUUCUUGAUGCUGCUGUUCCUUUCAUGGAUCAAAGCUGUUUGAAUCUUGAUCCUCUUUACUCUUCCCUUGAUAUUCAACCAAUCCGAAGUGCGUUUCAAGGUGAUGAAAUUGUUUUGGGAAAUGGAGAUGGGGUUUGUAAUGAUUUGUUCUGUGAAUUAAUGGAGCCUAGCAAUAAUCAACAAAAACAAAUACAUCAACCUCCAUUGCUGAUGUGCAAGAAUGAAGAAAAUGGCAGUGCUGCGAAUGAGUUGGAGGAGGAGACGAAGGUGAUUAGUAAAAGGUCUCACCUCAGCACAAGGCUAAGAUCAUCAAACUCGACGUCGCUCAACUCAUCAAAAAUGUUGUCGAGGGAAACAAUAUCCAACUACUUCUACAUGCCUAUAACUCAGGCAGCCAAGGAACUCAAUGUAGGUUUAACCCUUUUGAAGAAAAGGUGUAGAGAGUUGGGGAUUCGCCGGUGGCCUCACCGGAAGCUGGCCAGCCUCCAAACCCUAAUCAGAAACAUUCAGGAGUUGGGAAAGGAGGGGGAGGAGAGUGAGGAGAAGCUUCGAAAUGCAAUACAGUUGUUGGAGAGGGAGAGGAAGCUGCUGGAGGAAGUGCCCGACAUGCAAUUGGAGGACAAUACCAAGCGACUGAGGCAAGCUUGUUUUAAGGCUAAUUACAAGAAGAGAAAGAUCAUGGGGAUGAAUAAUAUGGAUCAAUCACAAUCCUCUUUCAUCUGCAGCAACAAUGAAAUUCAUGAAUAUGCAAGUAUUAUGGAUGAUGGUUAUGAGGAAGAUGAAGAAAUCAAGUCUCUUUUAUCUGACUCUUUUUCCUCAUCAAAUUCCAACAACAUAUGCCUGUUCUAG
Messenger RNA from Prunus persica (peach), 1017 nucleotides. Its product is annotated as protein RKD1. The coding region runs from base 1 to 1017 and encodes 338 amino acids. Gene Ontology annotation, molecular function: DNA-binding transcription factor activity. The record is from RefSeq and is a predicted model, not a curated record. The transcript is spliced from 4 exons. NCBI's taxonomy places the organism in Eukaryota, Viridiplantae, Streptophyta, Magnoliopsida, Rosales, Rosaceae.